Messenger RNA from Vitis riparia (riverbank grape), 2004 nucleotides. RefSeq names its product heavy metal-associated isoprenylated plant protein 33-like. The record is from RefSeq and is a predicted model, not a curated record. Bases 277 to 1824 code for a protein of 515 amino acids. NCBI's taxonomy places the organism in Eukaryota, Viridiplantae, Streptophyta, Magnoliopsida, Vitales, Vitaceae. Gene Ontology annotation, molecular function: metal ion binding. The transcript is spliced from 3 exons.
UCCCUUUUCUUGUAGCCUAUACAACCCUCCUCUCUCUCUCUCUCUCUCUCUCUGAGAGAUAAAAAUUUCAAAACAGCAUCACCCACACACCAUACACAACCCUGAAAUGGAGGAAGAAAGCUAAAAAAAAGAAGAGAAAAGAACCCGUCUGAACUCUCUCUCUCUCCCUCUCUCUCAAAACUUAAAAGCUUCUAGCUACUCUCCAUUCCAAGCUCAGAGGCUCAGCCUCAUUUCCUCUCUCUCUCUCUCUCUCUCUGCCAUUUGUGUGUCAUAAGAAUGAGUAAACAGGAAUUCUUGCAGUCCCAGACUUGUGUUCUCAAAGUUAAUAUCCACUGUGAUGGAUGUAAGCAGAAAGUAAAGAAACUGUUGCAGAAAAUUGAUGGGGUGUAUACUACCAUUAUAGAUGCAGAUCAAGGGAAAGUGACAGUGUCAGGCUGUGUAGAUCCAGCCACACUCAUAAAGAAGCUUGUGAAAUCAGGGAAACAUGCAGAGCUAUGGGGAGUUCAGAGGGGUCCAAACCAUCUCAAUAUGCAGUUCAAGAACAUGCAAAUUGACAAUGGUAAGGGUGGCAAAGACAACAAAUCUCAAAAGGGUGCUCAAAAGGGUGGCCAACAACCCCAACAAAUGCAGCAGAUGAAGGGGUUAAAGGACAUGAAAAUGGCGCAAUUCAAGGAUUUGAAGGUGCCCUCCAAAGAUCAGAAAUCUGUCAAGUUCAACUUGGCUAUGGAUGAUGAUUAUGAUGAUGAAAGUGAUUUUGAUGAUUUUGAUGACUUUGACGAUGAUGAUGAUGAUGUGUUUGAUGAUGGCUAUUUUGCUGAUCACCAUCAUCUUAAUCCACCUUCCAAGAUGAUGCCCAUGUCCAUGAUGGGUAAGGGCCAUAUGCCUCAUGGGCCUCAGGGGCCUAAUGGUCCUAAUGGGAUGAUGAUGAUGAUGAAUGGGCAUCAUGCCAUGAAUGAUAAGAAGGGUGGGAAUGGGAAGAAAGGGGGUGUUAUUGAUAUACCUAUACAAAUGAAGGGCAUGGGUGGAAACAGUGAUGGGAAGAAUGGCAAUGGAGGGAAAAAAGGUGGUGGUGGUGGUGGAAAUAACAUCAAGGGAGGAGCAAACCAAAAUCAGGGUGGUGGGGCUGCUAAAAAUGGUGGCAAAAAUGGUGGGGUGUCACUCGGAGAUGCUAAAAAUGUUAACAAUGGUGGUGGAAACAAGAAGGGUGCCAAUCCUGGUGGUGGUGGUGCUGGAGGUGGAAACAGUAAUGGAAAUAUGGGCAAGAAAGGGGGAGGAAAGAAUGAUGAGAUCAAUGUCAUGAACAAGAAGCAACCUGGUUUCCAUGACAUUGAUGUUGGUCAUCCUGGCAAGGGGGGUGGAAACAUCGGCCAGAUGAGCCAUAUGGGGCAAAUGGGUCAGAUGGGGCAAAUGGGUCAGAUGGGCAAAAUGGGUCAGAUGGGCCAGAUGGGCAAAAUGGGUCAGAUGGGCCAAAUGGGUCAGAUGAGCCAGAUGGGUCAGAUGGGUCAGAUGGGUAAUUACCCAAUGGGCCAAAUGAGGAAUAUUCCGGCGGUGCAGGGUCUACCUGCACCCUCGGCGAUGAACCAAGGAUACUACCAAGGGAUGGGGCCAGGGAACCCCUACAGCCAGCAUCAGCAUCAGUACAUGGCCAUGAUGAAUCAGCAGCGGGCGAACCCAAACGAAAUGUUCCAACCUAUGAUGUACGCACGGCCACAGCCGGCGAUCAACUAUGGGCCGCACCCGGCGGUGAUGCAGCAGUAUCCGGUGUCUGAUCCUUACACUCACUUCUUUAGUGAUGAGAACACUAGUAGUUGCAGCAUCAUGUGAAUGUGGCAUAUUACUCAUAUAAGCUUUAAUGUUUUGUUGGGUUUGUGGAAGGUUGAUGAGAAAUAUCAAAUGUGCCCUAUAUGUUAUAACUUUGGAAAUGGGUUAUUUUUUGUACCAUUAAUUUACUCUUCCCUUAUAUUGUUUUCUUGACAAUCAAGUCACUACUAGGGUUUUGAUUCA